AUGAAGUUUUUUAAUUUACUUCCAUUAUUAGCUUUUCAAUUGAGGUUCAUAUCAUGUGAACAUUCCCAUCUUCUUAAUUCAAUAAAAGUAUUAGAAUUUAAUGAAAAAUCAGAAGAACAAUGUUUAACAGUUCCACAUCUUGAUAGUAAAACUAAAUUUGAUAUUGAAAUUGAAGGUAUUGAAAAAAAUCAAAUCAUGCCAAUUAAUGUUAAACAUAAUUCUGAACCAAUGUCAUUUGAUUUUGCCAAUGCAAAAGAUAGACAUGAAUUAGAACUGAACAUUCAUACCACUACUAUUUAUGAAGGUAUGUUUGAAGGAAAUGGUAAGAAAAUUAUCGAUAUUUAUAGACCAGGUAAUUAUUGUAUUACUUUUAAUAAUGAUUCUAAAUUUAUUGGAUCAUUUAAAGCUAAAGCUACAUUAAUUGAAGAAAUUUUCCCAAUUACAAUUAAAAAAGAAAUUAAAAAAGCUGCUAUUAAAUCAAUAGUUGGUAUUGUUGUUCUUGUUGGUAUUAUAUUCAAGUAUAACAUAAUGAGUGUUGAUGCUUUUAAAGAUUUAACUCCAGUUUGUCAAAGUUUAAUGCUGGUUUUAUUUGUUGAAAUUGCGUAUUUCAGUAUUAUGUUUUCAUUGGAACUGUAUUGUUCAUUGUUUCCUAGUGGUUAUGCUUAUUUGAUUGUUGAAAAUUAUCUUAAACGUGGUUUACAUAGUGUUCAAGAAUGUUGGAAAACUUAUGUCAUUGUUAUGAUUUAUUUUGGUAGUGGAUAUAAAAACUUGGGUUAUAAAGUACCUUCCAAUAUUCCAAUUGCCGGUAGAAUAUUUUUGGGUGUUCUUUUAACUUUUAUGUUGGUUAUAUUACCAAAUCAUUCAGUUAAAGUUGCUAAAAGAACAGUACUUAUUGAUGGUGAAGUUUCCGAUAAAUAUUUAAUGAUUUUCAAUAAUUCACCAUCUCCAUAUAAAUUCGUUAGAGCAACAAUGUCUGGUCUUAGAUUCAUUGGUAGUGGUUUACUUUUAUUGUGUAUCUCUGUUGUUCCUGUUAUUUAUGGUUAUAUUAUCUAUAGCCGUUUUGCUAAAAGUGGAGAAAUUGCUAAUGCUCAAUUAAUGAAAAAAACUUUGUUAUAUCAUGGUAUUGGUUAUACAAUCACUACUAUUAUUGUUGGCGAUUUCCAAUUUGUCAAAUUAUUUACUGAAUAUAUCCCAAUCGUAUUGUUGUGGUGGAUUUGGUAUUCUGAAAAACCACAUGUUGCCUUGAAGAACAAAUCUCAAGAUGUCGAAGACACUGAUGCUGCUGUUCCAUUACAACCAAUUAGCAUUUAG
This is a messenger RNA of Candida tropicalis MYA-3404, 1311 nucleotides long. RefSeq lists its product as uncharacterized. The record is from RefSeq and is a predicted model, not a curated record. Bases 1 to 1311 code for a protein of 436 amino acids. NCBI's taxonomy places the organism in Eukaryota, Fungi, Ascomycota, Pichiomycetes, Serinales, Debaryomycetaceae. The transcript has a single exon.